Molecule: messenger RNA, 7815 nt
Organism: Ctenopharyngodon idella (grass carp)
Lineage: Eukaryota; Metazoa; Chordata; Actinopteri; Cypriniformes; Xenocyprididae
Gene: tbc1d22b
Product: TBC1 domain family, member 22B
Exons: 14
Coding region: 215-1822 (535 amino acids)
Biological process (GO): activation of GTPase activity
Molecular function (GO): GTPase activator activity
Source: RefSeq, a predicted model, not a curated record
AGCGCGACCUCACUCACCUCCAAGAUGGCGACGUCCAUCCAGAACCGCUGUAGGCACAUUCUGUGUUGUCAAAAUACUCGCAAUAACUAAUCAAAACAAAGUAAGACACACGCGGCAAUAGAACUAAACAUAUAGUUUUCGCCGUUGGAUAUCUGCACAUGCGUGGUGUUCGGUUUCAUGGCUGUUUUAGAGUGAAAUUGGGCGUCCUCUCGCCAUGGCCACCGACAACAGGAUUCAUUUCUGGAGGAGAAACCAAAAGGUUCCCGGGAGCUUACAGCCAGUAUAUGGAGCACAGCACCCUCCUCUGGACCCACGGAGACACCGUCCAUUAAAAGACACUCCAAAGGCCAGCAGUGUGAACGCCAAAUCCAAAAAACCUGCAACUUUCCACGAAUUUGCCCGGAGCACCAAUGAUGCAUGGGACAUUGAUGAUGAAGAGGAUGACGGUAUGUUUAGUCUCAAACAGUACUCAUCUUCCCCGGUCCAAUCACGAUCUACGCCUCAGACGCCCCGCCUCAAACUCUUCAAAUCCCCAGAGGACACAGAGCCACUGCCCCGCCCAACAGAAAGGCAGGAACCAAUCAGCACAAACCACGAUCAAGAUCGACUAGAUGUUGAAAGUGGUCCAGCCAAUGGCAGGGUGGUAAAGUCCUGUAGCGACGCCCAGCUGAAUGUUAAUGCAGCUCGCAAUACCCUGCAGAAACAGCAGUCACUUCCUGUGCGUCCCGUCAUUCCAUUAGUUGCCCGCAUUUCAGACCAAAAUGCCUCAGGAGCUCCGCCCAUGACGGUGAGAGAGAAGACUCGGUUGGAUAAAUUCAAGCAGUUACUUGCCAGCCCCAACACAGACCUAGAGGAGUUACGGAAGCAUAGCUGGUCAGGAAUCCCUCGUGAGGUUCGGCCAGUCACCUGGAGACUUUUAUCGGGUUAUCUUCCAGCCAAUAGGGAACGCAGGGAUCUGGUUCUCCAGAGGAAGAGGGAGGAGUAUUUCGGCUUCAUUGAGCAGUAUUACCACUCCAGAACAGAUGAUAACCACAGAGACACAUACAGACAGAUUCACAUCGAUAUCCCGAGGACAAACCCUUUGAUUCCUUUGUUCCAGCAGCCGCUGGUGCAGGAGGUGUUUGAGCGGAUUCUGUUCAUCUGGGCCAUCCGUCACCCCGCUAGUGGAUACGUGCAGGGCAUUAACGACCUGGUCACACCUUUUUUUGUGGUCUUCCUCUCUGAAUUUGUAGACCUCAGCAGCGGUUGUCCACAUGGUCUUCAGCACGUGUUGAUUUGCAGCUUCAAGGAAGAUGUGGAAAAUUUUGAAAUGGCAAGCUUACCACUGGAUACACAACGAAACAUCGAAGCCGACAGCUUUUGGUGCAUGAGCAAAUUGCUGGAUGGGAUACAGGACAACUACACGUUCGCCCAGCCUGGCAUUCAGAUUAAAGUGAAAGCGCUGGAAGAGCUUGUCAGCAGAAUAGAUGAGGAUGUCCAUGUGCACUUUCAGAGGUGUGAGGUGGAGUAUCUGCAGUUUGCUUUCCGCUGGAUGAAUAAUCUGCUGAUGAGAGAGCUGCCGCUGCGCUGUACCAUUCGCCUGUGGGACACAUACCAGGCGGAGUCAGAGGGAUUCUCCCAUUUCCACCUCUACGUGUGUGCCGCCUUCCUCAUCAAAUGGCGUAAAGAGAUCCUCUCCAUGGCGGACUUUCAGAGCCUGCUAAUACUCCUGCAGAACCUUCCCACAAUACACUGGGGUAACGAAGAAGUGGGUUUACUACUGGCAGAGGCCUACAGACUCAAAUACAUGUUUGCUGAUGCUCCGAGCCACUACAAGAGAUGAGAACCCAUAACUGGACCACAGCGAGACUCCGCAAACCCAGACGAUGAUCUGACCUAACGACACUUCUUCACUCGGUUUAAUCUGACACAGUGAAGUUAGAGCUCACCAAUUUUCGCCAAUGACGUCAAAUUUGUGUCAUCGUCUGUUACAAUUCACAAUCAAGAAUGAGACGGAGUAAACAACCAUGAACAAAACAGAUAUUUUGGAAAAAAAACUGCAAUCUUGAUGGUUGACAGUUCAAUUUGCCUGCAGAUGACUUCAGAAGAUAACUGACAAUGAGAUGCCAAGAGCUGAGGAAAGAAAAACGCUUAUGUGAGCGUAUCAGAAUAAAACAGAACGACAUGACAUUCUAGCAGUUUGUUUUUUCUGAAGGCUUCCCUGCAUCUUCCUUCAUUUGUUACCUCAGAUGUGGAGAAACCAUCUCUCGUUUUUAUUUUGUGGCAGAUCUUUUUUCCCCCCAGCCGAUGUUCUCUUGUUUUGUGUUAUUAGACCAUAAUGUGAUCUCCUCGGACCUUUUGCUCAUUGCAACAUUGAUUGUACCACACGCAGGUACACGGGUCGAUUCCCGUCCGUAAUCACUCAGAGACGGUGUUAUUGAAGCCCUGCAAUACAUGAAACUAUGGCAGCCGUAAGGGUCAUUUCUCAAGAGACGCAGCCAAGCAUUACGGAUUCGAAGAAUCAAUAUGCAACCUCCAGAAGAUGUGUUUGGGUUUGUUUUCAGGUUUUUAUGUUUAUUAGAAUCAUAAGACUGUGAAUUUUAACAAUCAAACAUGAGAAUCUAAUCUUUUAAAGUGGCUUUGUAUGCAAAUGAAGCUCUUGCACAAUUAUUUCUUAGAAAAUGGGUACUUUUAGAGCUUUGGUAUAAGCGUUCAACUACUACUGAGGUAACGUUUCAGCCACGACGGCAUUGAAAUAUUAAUGUUGCUUUAUAAAGAAUGAAUCAGUGUGAUAUGAGGUCAGCCUAUGAGACCACAGGACUAGAGUCAUAUUGAAAGAAACCUACUGACUUAAAGGGUUAGUUCACCCAAAAAUUAUAAUUCUGUCAUUAAUUACUCACCCUCAUGUCGUUCCAAAUCUGUAAGACCUUGGUUCAUCUUCAGAACACAAAUUCAGAUAUUUUUGAAGAAAUCCAAGAGGUUUUUUUUAUUUUUUUAUCCCCAAUAGAAAGCAAUGUAAUUACAAUUUCUUCUCUACCCUGAAAUUGUUGAAUAAAGUUAUUUUUGUUUAGUUUUUGUGCACAAAAAGUAUUCUCGUCGCUUCAUAACAUUAAGGUUGAACCACUGUAGUCACUUUAACUAUUUUAACAAUGUCUUUACUACUUUUCUGGACCUUGAAUGACUGCAAUUAUGUUGCUUUCUUUUGGGGAUUAAAAAAACAAAAAACUCUUGGAUUUCCAAUACAACAUACUUAUUUUUGAUUUCAUCAAAAAUAUCUUAAUUUGUGUUCCAAAGAUGAAUGAAGGUCUAACGGGUUUGGAACAACAUGGGAGUGAGUAAUUAAUUUUAUUUUUGUGUGAACUAACACUUUAAAGAGACGGACUGAAGGGUUUUGGUUUUCACUGUGUGGUACUGAAGCGUGGAUGGGUAAUACCUGCCAGACACGCUUCAAGCAGCACAAAUCAUAAUCUUAAAUACUGCUGAAGAACAGUAGAUGAAGUCUCAAACCACUGUGAAAAGGCAUCUACCAUUCGCACGUCCAUUUAAUCUCCCAGGGCAACCAAAUUAUGCAGAUGUUUAUGCUAAUCAGAUGUAGAUGAUCUGAUUAUCUCCCUUGUCCCUUUGAACCCUUGUUUCACCUCUCGGUAUAUUUAUUACCUCCGGCUGAUUCGUUUUGAUUGGUGAUUAAUUAUUCAAGUUCUGGAUCUUUCCAAAGUAGAUGUGUGAUCUUUAUAAAUUGGCGUGUAAUGCGAAAUUAUUUUCUCUGACUUAUCAGAAGCAAAUAUUUUCAUUAAAACUUUCAAUCAUUUCGUAUAACUUGAACCAAAACCCUGCAUGGAUAAUCUGAAUAAUAAAUUAAAUAAGUGUCUUUCUGCUUUAAUUAUUGAAGCAAAUGGAGGGUAUUGAUUAGAGGAAGGUGUCAGAAUCAGUUAAAAGUGAUGCCGUUGAACUUCUAGCUCAGCGCUGUGGAGGAUUUGGAGUUUGCUGAUGUUAAACGCUUGAAUAAUGUACAUUUUGUCGGCUCGCUGUCCUUAUUCAUCUGUCAGUGACAUUUGAAACCACCUGCGCCGUACGGUCUUGCUGUUACAAUCUAAUUUUGAUGAAGCAUUUGCAGUGCUGCACUCUUAUUUUGAAGUGAACUGGAAUGUAUUUCUUUUUCUUUAGGUUUAUGUCUUUGCAUAGUUUAAUGAGCUGAUAUUCACUCCAGAGAUAAUUAGUUUGCUCGUCACCCCUUUAAAGUGCGCUAAAGAAGGGGUGACUUAUUGUCGAGGGUUGAGAUUGCUGACCCUGGUGAGGAGAUGAGGCAGUAAUUAUUCAUGAGACGCGUUGAGUGAACUUACAGAUAAGUUCCCAGUUUUAGUCUUUUGAAUGACAUGAAAGUUUGAAUUGAUUGUAAUAAUGAAUCUGUUGUUCUGUUAAAACUUGUUUAAGUCAACAUGAAAUCAAAAUGGACACCACUUUCUUAAUACGUAUUGCUGGUCUUAUUGUUCAUUAGUGUACAUUGAGAUUUGGCCUUCAUAGUCUUCAUCACUGCCUCUGAAACACCUUUUCUUUUCUGCUGAUGUCACUUAGGCUAAUGGAUCAAGUUAACCAAUAACCAUAAAGAUGUUCUUGAGGGUGAAUUUGACCAUCAGACUCCAUGUCCGGCUCUUAAAAUGUGGGUGCUGGUCUUGUACAGAGACUUAUCACCCUUUCUCAAUGCCUAAUCAAAAGUGAAACAUGUUAUAUCUUGCUCUAGUUACUCAAAAAAGUAUUUCUUAACCAGUUAUUGCUGAGCCAAGUACUGUACACUACAGUUCAAACAUUUGUUUUUAAUGUUUUUGAAAGAAGUCUCUUAUGCUCACAAAGGCUGCAUUUAUUUGAUCAGAAAUAUAGUAAAAUCAGUAAUAUUGUGAAAUAUUAUUAUAAUUUACAAACUUGUUUCUAUUUUUCAAUUGCAAUUAAUUCCUGUAAUGGCAACGCUGAAUUUUCAGCAUCAUUACUUCAGUCUUCAGUGUCACAUGAUCCUUCAGAAAUCAUUCUAAUAUGCUGAUCUGGUGAUCAAUAAACAUUUAUUUUCAGGGCUUGACAUUAACUUUUUUGCUCACGAAAGUUACUAGCCACUCAGCAUUUUCACUGGCCACAAUUUUGACAUCAAUACCACGAGGAAAACCUGCCAUUUAGAUAUUUUUAAUAGUAUCUCAAAAUUUGGCAUCAGGUAUAUUAGGCUGCUGUCACUUUAAGACCUGAUGCACGGAUCCAUUACUGUUAAACAUGCCUUUUCUUUCUCAACUGUUUAUGUUCACUUAAAACAUGACUGACUGUGUUUGCGCGAAUACUCACCAAGACCGGCCUUUUGACAUUAUUUUGUGUGUAUUUGACUGUUUAAUCACAAUAAGCAGCGAAAAAACACUCAAUUUAGUGCUGAGAGGUGGCUUUAUGUGCGCGUACUUUGGGAGUGAGAAAAAAUCUACAGGAAUAAGUAAAAUUAUGUGCAGUAUGCAUAAAUUCAAGCCCUGUUACACCAACAAUAUUCAUCCGGAGCAAAUGAAAUGAGUGAGUGAGGGGAGGCGGGUUUGUGUGUCAACUUAUGUGUCGAUAUGUACCGAAAAAUCUAUAUUUUUUACAACACUACAUUGCACUUAGUUUAGUACUUUAGAUGCUUAAAAGACUACAAUUAAAAAAUGUAUAUAUUAUAUAUAAAAUUUAACCUGCCAAAGUGGUUAGUAGGAGUGACUGCGUUACACGCCAAUGCUGAAAUCCACCUGCAUUUGGUGGGUUGGUGGGUGUUAAUGUCAAACCCUGUUUAUUAUUAUCUUUGUUGAAAACCGUUUUGCUGCUUAAGAUUUUUGUGAAAGCCAUGAUACAUUUUUUUUCAGGAUUCGUUGAUGAAUAGAAAAAGUUCAAAAGAACAGCAUUUAUUUGAAAUCUAAAUCUUUUGUAACAUAAAAAAUCUCUUCAUUUUUGAUCAAUUUAAUGCAUCUUUGUACACUUUAAAAGCAAUUUUCUUUCAUUUCAAUUAGAGAACCUAUAAAGCUCUCAGCCAAUACAAUGGCUUUAUUGAGGAAGGAGGAUAUGAUUCUGCAGUGGUUCAGGAUCUCGCAUGAUGAUGCAGAUGGUGUUUCAGGGGCACAGUAGUACUUCACGAUCCACUGAAAACUCGCAUUCAGCUUCAUUCUGGUACAGUUCUAAUGAUUACUUUCCAUCAUCCAAUCAAUUCCUGAUAGAUAAAAUAUUAAAGUCCCACCUUGCAUUUUGUUCUGGAAUAUUCUGUUCCACUUAAAUUGAUUGCAAAUGCCAUUUCAUGUUGACUUUUACACUUUUGGGCAUCUUUCAUCAUGAAUGUUUUAAACAGUUUGGAUUUCUCAGACACAUCUUGAUUGUAUUACAUUGCCUUUUCCUGCAUGUGCAUUCAUACCUUGUUUUCUGAUAUACACAUUAAACCACAGGUUUUUGAUUAUUUCAUCUGCCUAUGGUACAAACGAUGAGUAUUUUCAUAUUGUGAAUCUUAGGCCCUGUUCACACUGGUAUUAAGAAGCAUUUUUCGACCAAUUCCAGAGGUAGUCGAAAACUCGAUUCGAUUGCUUUCGUAGAUGCUCAUGUGGUCGAAUGCGUUCAAACAGACACAAAAGACCGCCUACUCUCUCGCCUUCUGACCUGUGUAAACAUUAUGGGAAGCUAGCCAGAUGGGAUUUAAACUUUGUCGGCUGAAGACCCAAGUUUGGUUUAAAGAUGAAAAAGUUACCAAGCACAAUGUUCUCUCACCAUUCACACACAAAGCUGAUGCUCUCCGUAUGUUUUUCUGUUAUCGUCUUUCGGAUUCAACUUAUUUUGUCCAUUACAUCGAAAGAUCUGAAAAAGCCCAUACAUUUACCCACCCAUAGCCCCUCCCUUUAAAGAAAUCAGGUCAGAAGUGAACAAAAAAGACGGAUUAAAACAUCAGGUGUAAACGGGAAUGUGUCUACCUCGUCUACUUGUGAUCUGAUCAACCAAAACGCAUCUUAAUACCAGGUGGAAACAGGUCCUUACUCAUGUUGCUCAUGAUUUCAUAUAAUUGUUUUGUUGUUGUUGUUGGUGUUGUUUUUACUUUGUUCUGGCCUUUUAAUUUUGAGCGAGUCGACUGUGGUUGGUAGACUUGAUGUUUUUUCCUUUGUUUUCAUUUCGUUCCCUUUUUUUAAAGAAAAGGUGUGCGCCCUGCCGGUACGGCCGCCAUGUCUAUUUAUAGACAUGUCCUCUAUGUCUUAAGUUAUUUGUCUCCUUCCAGUGACUUGUCCUGGGAUUUCCUGCCUUUUCCUUCUCUCCAUUUUGGGCUCUCUGCUUGGCAUCAUUCCUCCUUUCAUUUAUCCAUUCUAUCCAUCGGGGCUGUGUUUGAAAGAUAUGCUUUGGUUCUUUUUUUGAUUUAUUCAAAAUGUACUCUAUAAUUUUAGGAUCAAAUAUUUGCCUUCGGUCUGCAAAUAGAAAUGGUGCUUCUCCUUGUAUUAGUCAUUCUACUGGAGAGACUGUUUUUUUUUUUUUUUUUUCCUUCUUUUUUUUUCAGUUUUAUGAUAAUGUAGAUGUGGAAGAACAGUACUGUGGUUUAUGCGGCUCAUAGCGUCAUGAUUGUGUUCACAGUUUGCAAUGCAAAUGAGUCUCUGUAGCAGCUUCAUGGUGCGUCCUGAUGCCAGAUCUCUGUUGUUCUUUUAUUUGUGUUGUUUUCCCCUCUGCGUAAAAUGCCAAAAUCCUCGAGUCAUUGGGUUCUUCUUGCUUAAUCAGUGCUUUUGUAGUCCACGCUGCUUUUAGCCUUAAAGAAAAGAGGAAACGUGGGAGUUUUCUGCUGUAUGUUUGAUUUUUGGAUUCUAUUAAACUGUUGCUACUCUG